Girardinichthys multiradiatus is the source of this 2562-nucleotide messenger RNA. It is a transcript of the gene c24h7orf57, whose product is annotated as chromosome 24 C7orf57 homolog. The transcript has 8 exons. The coding region runs from base 177 to 833 and encodes 218 amino acids. NCBI's taxonomy places the organism in Eukaryota, Metazoa, Chordata, Actinopteri, Cyprinodontiformes, Goodeidae. The record is from RefSeq and is a predicted model, not a curated record.
UUCAUGCACACGAUCUUUGAUUUGCGAACAGGAAGCGAGCAGCAGGUACCACAGGAAGCUGUUAGCUCUGUGUGAAGAAGAAAAAAGAAGCUAGCGGCUUUCAAACUGCUGGAACCCAAUUCAUCAAAUACAAGAAAAUACACAGCACAGCCAGAUCUCUUUCAUCUUCAGCUAAAAUGAGCGCAGCUGUACCCAACCAUCGAAGGACCAAACCUGGAGGCAUAAAGCCCGGGGCUGCCAACAGCGGUGUUACUGGACCAACCUCCCAGAUUCCUGGUCUCUGCCAAAGUGCCACCGAUAGCGCAGAGGUGGAGAGGAGCACCGGGCGACGAGUGGGAAUAUUUGAGACCGACUCAGAGUACGUCAAGUUGGCGAAGCAGGGAGGACAUAAAGGCCUGUUGAGUCACGAUGCUGAUGCUGAUGACACACCGAAGACGGCCUACAACCCGCCCAACUGGUUCGCAGAUGAUGAGUCAAAGAGCGGAAGUAAUGCAUCGUCCCCUGACAGCCAGAUGAAGGCGGGCAGGCAGCUUCUGGCUGCUCCGUUUGGCACUGAUAACAAUUCCGCCUGGGAAAGAGAGACUGAUAGGUUUUCCCAUGGUAAAGAGAAGAUGUCUCCAGAUGAUGCAGUUCAGCAGAUGGAGGGUCUGUCCAUGACCAACAAGUAUAAAAGAAUAUCCUACGAUAAGAAAGCUCCUCCGGUCAGUAUGUCCAAGCUGCUCAGUCACGGCUACAUGGAGAAGAAGAAGUCUGGCAAUGAUGACGAUGCUUCAAGUGUGACCUCAGAACACACCACCACCGUCAUGACGGAGGAUGUGGAUGAUCUGGAGUAGUUCACUUGGGUUCUGCUUUGCAGGAAAAAUGGGGCUGUUCAUUAAGGUUAUUUUUUCCCCCAAUAAGGGUGUGAAUACAUCUCUCCACCCUCUUCUGUUUUACUCAUGUUUAUUGUAAAUCCACUGACUGUUAGGUUUUUGUACUGAUGUUUCUGCAACAGUGCUGUUUCAAUUAUUUAUUGAUUUAAUUUGUAUAGAAAGAAGAAAGAGAAACACAUGUUUCUGAGUAGAUUAGUCGGUGUUGGUGAGAUUUUUACUUUUAUUUCUGUGCUCGAUUUGAAAGCAGGGCUGGAAUCUAUCAGCGGCCGGUUCAUUUGCAGUUUUUACUUUUGAGCCCUGUUGCUGCUUGCGUCCCGCCCUGGACGUAUGAAGAUCGGCUUGGUGAAGUUUAAAUGUCUGUGCUGAUGACUCGUGGUUCCAGUGACGUGAAGUAUUAUUUGCUCCCGCUGUCCUGAGCUCGGUGUGUGUUUCUUCGGCUGAGGCGGCGAGUACGAUCACUUGUUGAGACAGGAACCCUGCAGCUGCGAUCACAUGACAAAGUGAGAACUGACGGCCAGAGUCGCUGUGGAUUGUUUGGGUAAAAAGGAGCCCAGUGUUUAUUAUUUCCUUUGAUCCUACUAAUAAUUCUGUUUUUAAACUUUUAAAUUUGAGAAAUGUAAGGCCUCACUGCUGUGUUUAACUGCCAAAAUAAUAAGAAUAAAUCAGACAAAGGUGCCAAGCAUGUUUCGCUGUGAAAUCACUACAUUCACCUUCAGCCAAGAUUAAAACAUGUUCGUUUUCAGUCUGUAGAUGUUCUGUAGGAUUUUAGCUUUUUGCGUUUCAUGUCUUCGCAUUCACUGAAAAUCUCUAAAUCUACAGUAAAAUCGUCUUCAAAGUUUUAAAAUUACGGUGCGGUUUCAACAAACGCUGACACCUUGCUUCUCUUUGACACAAAUCUUUAAAAGCAACAGAUCAAAUCCAUUAGAAAUAUUCCUGGAUGGUGGAAGCUGUUUUAAAGUGUGGGCAAAGUGCCACUGGAGACAAUAGAGAUCAACUGUUCCUCCUCUUUUUGUCCCAUUACUUUGACUGCCAGGACAUCAGGAGGUAAUGGUGUCACUUUAUGAACGCCUUCGCCUUGAGUCAUCUAAUAGCAGGAAAUUUAAGGCACGACUGAGCUGUGAGUGUAAAAUCCUAAUCCCACAAGGAUAUUCGUCAAGAGAGAUAUUCCUUAAAAAUGAAUGGAUCGCUGUGAUGUGUUGAAAUAAACCCAACUAAUUACCUACUCACAGAACCAGAAACCCCUACAAGAAAUCUGCAACUCAGCUGUUUUGUUGUUGAAAUGUAUUUUAUCUAUGUGGUAUGAGAAAUGGUGACACUGGAUUUUACUUUGCAGUACGAGGAGCUGAGAAUGUAUUAUGUUCUGAUCUUUCCUUUGAGGUACGGGUUUAUUAUUUAUGAACUGUUAAAUAUUCAGGUAAACAGUGUUCUGUCGUGUUUCUGAGUUCACGAAGCAGCCGUAGGAACCUUUAGUGGCUUAACUUUUCCAAACGCUCGGUUCUUUUUGCUUUUUCUUGUUAAAUCAUAAAGCUGUGGUUUGAAAAUUACAAAUAUGCCGAAUGAGACCGAGAAUGCAGCGUUUUAAGUGAGGAGCCCCCCUCCAUCUCAAUUGUCAGUGUGUAACUCUGCUUAUGUUGAAGACUGCUCUCACAGUAUUAAUUGUCACUUCAAUAAAUGAGCAUGUGCAUGUUCA